AAAGCAAGGUUUUUUCUUUCAUCCGAAUCUUUCCCUCAAGUGUCUUCCUUUGAAGUUUUCGCAGUUCUUUUGAUGAUGGAGAUGGAACGCGUCUUCGAAUUUCCUCACUCUCACAUGGAUCGACGCCCAAAAAAGAGAGCGCGGUUGGGCUGGGACGUUCCUGAGGUCCCAAAGGCUCAGGUAGGAUUGUUUUGUGGACAAGAGGUUGGGACUAUUUCAAGCUAUGCUCCUUCAAGGGGUCACUCAGAACGUGCCACUAGUUCUCUAUUUGUUAAGGGUGUUGCUCGAAAUGGUUCUCCCCCUUUGCGCGAUGAUGACAAAGAUGGGCAUUACAUGUUUGCGCUUGGAGAAAAUUUAACUUCUCGCUAUAGGAUCCAUAGCAAAAUGGGCGAAGGAACUUUUGGGCAGGUCUUGGAAUGCUGGGACAGAGAAAGGAAGGAAAUGGUUGCCAUAAAAAUUGUCCGUGGGAUAAAGAAGUAUCGUGAAGCAGCCAUGAUAGAAAUUGAGGUGUUGCAACAGCUUGGGAAACAUGAUAAAGGAGGCAAUCGUUGUGUGCAAAUACGGAACUGGUUUGACUAUCGUAAUCAUAUCUGUAUUGUGUUUGAGAAACUUGGACCAAGCUUAUACGAUUUUCUUCGGAAAAACAAUUAUCGCUCAUUUCCCAUUGAUCUUGUCCGUGAGAUUGGCAGACAACUAUUGGAAUGUAUAGCAUUUAUGCAUGAUUUGCGUAUGAUCCAUACUGACCUGAAGCCUGAAAAUAUACUUUUAGUUUCACCAGAGUAUGUCAAAGUUCCUGACUACAAGGGUUCAUCUAGAUCACCCAGUUCCUAUUUCAAGAGAGUGCCCAAGUCAAGUGCUAUUAAGGUUAUUGAUUUUGGCAGCACCACCUAUGAGCGAGAAGAUCAGAAUUAUAUUGUAUCAACACGUCAUUAUAGGGCACCUGAAGUUAUCCUUGGACUUGGCUGGAGUUAUCCAUGUGAUAUAUGGAGUGUAGGAUGUAUAUUGGUUGAGUUAUGCACGGGCGAAGCCUUGUUUCAGACUCACGAGAAUCUAGAGCACCUGGCCAUGAUGGAGAGGGUACUUGGUCCAUUACCACAGCACGUGCUGAAGAGAGUUGACCGACAUGCCGAGAAGUAUGUUAGAAGGGGUAGAUUAGACUGGCCAGUGGGUGCAACCUCUAGGGAAAGUAUUAAAGCUGUAAUGAAGCUUCCUAGACUACAGAACCUUAUAAUGCAGCAUGUUGAUCAUUCAGCUGGUGAUCUCAUACAUCUCUUGCAGGGGUUACUUAGAUUUGACCCCUCUGAAAGACUUACAGCGAAGGAAGCUUUGAGGCAUUCCUUUUUUAUGAGAGAUCUCCUUCGGAGAUGAUCCGCCCAUUACUAUCAACGGCUGCAGCUGCAGCGUUGUCCUUCUUUAGGAUGGAUGCGUUUGAAUCCGUAUCUGUGAUGCGCUCAGUUGGCUGCAACUGUUGGCCAUCGAAGGGGGAAAGCCACGUGCUUUAAAUAUAUUAUCAUCUUCCUCAUGUGAUGAAAGUGAGAGGAUGGUUUUAAGCAGUUCUCCCUUUGCCUGUCGAUCCUUGAUUGCAAAUUUUGAAUGAUUCUAAUUCAGUGUACAGAAAAAUAAAAUAAAAUAGAAUGUUAAUGAUAUUUUUAAAAUUGGAGAUUUACAAGUAUGGCACAUUUGACAAUAAGCUUUGUGUUCGAUAUGUUUUUUUAGCAGCAUAUAUUAUUUUAGGGCAAUCAAAGGAGAAAUUUAUUUU
This is a messenger RNA of Gastrolobium bilobum, 1759 nucleotides long. RefSeq names its product serine/threonine-protein kinase AFC2. The record is from RefSeq and is a predicted model, not a curated record. Gene Ontology annotation, molecular function: ATP binding; protein kinase activity. Lineage: Eukaryota; Viridiplantae; Streptophyta; Magnoliopsida; Fabales; Fabaceae. The transcript is spliced from 11 exons. Gene Ontology annotation, biological process: protein phosphorylation. The coding region runs from base 73 to 1368 and encodes 431 amino acids. Gene Ontology annotation, cellular component: nucleus.